CAUGCGCAGUAGCGCUGCUGCUUGACAGCUGUGUGUUGCCCGAGUUGUGAAUCAUUGACUUCUUGGGUUGGUGAAAACGCAAAGAAAUGCAAAGUCUAAAUUAAGCUUUUAAAGGUUUUUUUGGCCCUUAGAACGCCGCAGUGCAAGAGGUUGUCCUGAACUCAUGGCAAGGAUGGCUGCCCUGCGUGCAGCCAAACAGGCUCUUAGGAGGGACAUCAAGCAGCGUGUUGCAGCGCUUAGUGAGCAAGAAAAACAACGACAGUCUAAAGUAGUUUCGCAAAAGCUGUUUGACCACCCCAAAUAUGCGAGCUGUGAUCGGAUCGCGGUGUUCCUCAGCAUGCACGACGAGGUGCGCACGGAGGAAAUCCUCCAGGACCUCUUCGCCCAGGGCAAGACCUGCUUCAUCCCCAAGUACCAGUCCACGGCUAGCAACCACAUGGACAUGCUGCGACUGCACAGCAUGCAGGACAUGGAGACGCUGCCCCUGACGUCCUGGAACAUCAAGCAGCCCUCUGACGACGACUUCACCCGGGAGGAAGCCCUGGCUACAGGGGGCCUGGACCUGAUCCUGAUGCCCGGCUUGGGCUUCGACCGGGCUGGGAACCGUCUGGGCCGAGGGAAGGGCUUCUACGACAGCUACCUGGAGCGCUGCAUGCGCCACGCCCGGGGGAAGCCCUACACCGUGGCCCUGGCCUUCAAGGAGCAGCUCUGCCCGGACAUCCCUGUGGACGACAACGACGUGCUCAUCGACGAGGUCCUGUACGAGGACCUGGAGUAGGUCUCUGGGCGGAUGAGAAGCUAACUAGCUCGCUGAAUGCUAGCGUAAUAACUAGCAUCAGUAUGUUUGGCUCAUGACGGUUCACUGGGGAAGAGUCCUGUACUAAAGCAUUGCCAGCCUCUCUUCUUGGAUGGAAUCACAGGCGCUUAAAGGCUGUGUUUGUUACACGGCACAGAAAAUCUCCUUGGCGUUUGUAUUAAUUGGGAAGGAAUGUGAAUAUGUACAACUGACUAUAUUUAGAAUUCUUAAUGAGUUUUUUUCUAAAAACUAAUUUUCUACAGUGUACAAAAUAUUAUCCAAAUAAAUUAGUUUUGGAGUGGA
Messenger RNA from Gadus morhua (Atlantic cod), 1099 nucleotides. RefSeq names its product 5,10-methenyltetrahydrofolate synthetase (5-formyltetrahydrofolate cyclo-ligase) (gene mthfs). Gene Ontology annotation, biological process: tetrahydrofolate interconversion; folic acid-containing compound biosynthetic process. Gene Ontology annotation, molecular function: 5-formyltetrahydrofolate cyclo-ligase activity. Gene Ontology annotation, cellular component: mitochondrion. Lineage: Eukaryota; Metazoa; Chordata; Actinopteri; Gadiformes; Gadidae. The record is from RefSeq and is a predicted model, not a curated record. The transcript has 3 exons. The coding region runs from base 164 to 778 and encodes 204 amino acids.